UGCUUUCCUUCCUUCAUUUGUGCAGCCUAGAAUCACUGUCCCCGUCUGCAUUUUAGACACUAAAGUCGGGGACAUUGCUCUCUGUGCAGCCAGCUCUGGGAAUGUGUACCCAGAAGUCUAAGUGGAGCAGGAGGCAGGCACCAUGAAUAAUGGAGCUGGGGGUGGGACUCCUGAAUGAUGCAUCACAAAGGGGUGGGCCUGCUUAUGUAACUGGGACAGAGGGGUCUGGCAGCUGGGGAGCCUCUGGCGGGAUGGGAGUAGCAGGCAGCCGACGGUCCCCUCCCCACAAGCAGGGUGACAGCAUCCUCCCCAUCCAGGGCCCCUGGGUUGGGGGCUGGAAGAGACUCUUGUCAGGUGUGGGGACCACCAUAACAGCCCUGGACCAGCUGUGGAGACAGCAGAAUCCCCAGUGCCCCCAUCCAGGGCCCCUGGAGCCAGCCCUGCAGACCGUAGAGAAGUCCCUGACCGAAUGGCCAGUGCCGAAGUUCGUUGCUCUCUUCUUGCCUGAGUUUCCCAUCCAGCCCCCGCAGGGGCAGCAGCAACUGAAGGUUCUAGGUUUUAUAGCCAAAGGCUCCUUUGGAACUGUCCUCAAGGUGCUCCAUUGUGGCCUGGGAACCUUGCUGGCUGUGAAGGUGGUCCCCAAGGUCGAAGUCCUUCAGCAAGACAGCUUGAGGCAGUGCAAGGAGGAGGUCAGCAUUCAGCGCCAGAUCCACCACCCAUUUGUGAGUGGCUUGGGAGGCAGCUGGCAGGGACAGCGGCACCUUUUCACUAUGUACAACUACUACAGCACAGACCUAUACUCUCUCUGGGCCACUGUUGGCUGCUUUGCUGAGUCUUCCGUCCGCCUCUUUGGUGCUGAGCUGGCCCUGGGCAUAGGCUACCUACAUGACUUGGGCAUUGUGCAUCGAGAUCUCAAGAUGGAGAAUAUUUUACUAGAUGAAAGAGGCCACCUAAAGCUCACAGACUUUGGCCUAUCCCGACACCUAUCCCAAGGAGGGCGAGCUUAUACUAUCUGCGGGACUCUCCAGUACAUGGCCCCAGAAGUCCUGCGUGGCGGGCCCUACAACCACGUGGCUGACUGGUGGUCGCUGGGCAUCUUGCUUUUUGCCCUGGCAGCUGGAAAGUUCCCCUUGCAGGCUGAGAAAGAUCAUGUGGCCAUGUUGACGCGGGUGACUCAUUGUGCCUAUGAGGUCCCUGCCUCUCUUAGCCAGGGGCUCUCUCUUCUGCUCCAGGAGCUCCUGUGCCACAACCCGCUCCAGCGCCUCCGCUACCUGUAUCACUUCCAGGCCCAUCCCUUCUUUCGGGGCAUGGCCUUUGACCCUGAGCUCCUGCAGAAGCAGCCGGUAGCCUUUGUCCUGGAGGCGAGAGCCGCCCUGCCUGCCCCGGAGGACACGGUGCUGUUCCAGGAUUUUGACUGUGAUUUGAUGUCUCUCCCAGCCCACCCCUGUCCUGCCUGAGCUCCCCACCUCACCUCCCAGCUGGACUCUCGCUGGGAAUCUCAGGAUCUUCUCCACUGCCAACUCAGGGAGACCUCCCCAAAGCACCAAGCUGUCUGUGGCCCACAUACUUGUCCCUCGUUCUUCGGAGCGAGAUUUCCUCCCCUUUUGUAACUUAAUCGUUUCGUAAAGGAAACCGAUCCUACGGGCUCGGAGCCCUGAGAAGGGCCAAAGUCCCAAUCCUGGGCAGCCUGCCUCGAGCCUCUCUGACUGCCUGCUGCUACCUCUUCUCUCCCCUCGAUAGGCCUGAGCAGGGCCUCCUCCCCUUUUCCACAUCACCCUCAGGCUCUGAGCCAGGCUCCAGCCACUUUUUCCUUCCUGAUUUCUGUGCCGGAUUUCCUUUCUCCAGCAAUUCCGAGCUUCUCUGCAGACACGGUUAGCCAGCCCAUCCUUUUGGGAAGCAGUACGGAUCCGAAGCACCUUUGCCCCAACCAGUUCCAUUUUAAAUUGCGACCUGAGGAUUCAAGCCCUGAUUGUGUAAUAUGUUAAAUAAAGAAAUAAAAUCGA
Molecule: messenger RNA, 2003 nt
Organism: Monodelphis domestica (gray short-tailed opossum)
Lineage: Eukaryota; Metazoa; Chordata; Mammalia; Didelphimorphia; Didelphidae
Gene: RSKR
Product: ribosomal protein S6 kinase related
Biological process (GO): protein phosphorylation
Molecular function (GO): ATP binding; protein serine/threonine kinase activity
Source: RefSeq, a predicted model, not a curated record